This is a messenger RNA of Metarhizium acridum CQMa 102, 1074 nucleotides long. RefSeq lists its product as uncharacterized. The record is from RefSeq and is a predicted model, not a curated record. Gene Ontology annotation, molecular function: oxidoreductase activity, acting on paired donors, with incorporation or reduction of molecular oxygen; heme binding; monooxygenase activity. NCBI's taxonomy places the organism in Eukaryota, Fungi, Ascomycota, Sordariomycetes, Hypocreales, Clavicipitaceae.
AUGCUACUUGACAAGGUUAUAAACCCACGGGUAAGCAACCCACACGGGUACCCGUGGACCUUUUACACCCUAGAAAGGAGUGUGCGUAAUAAGCGCAACCCGACCGAGGACAGGAAACCGCCGUCUCGCGCCUUUUGUAGCAAGAAUUCGCCAUCGUCAGGGCUAACAACGUUGGGAGAACAUCUUUGCGCUCGGUGCAAAGCGUUGUCGGAGGUGUUGGGGUUGAGUGGCACAAUAGCACAGAAGCCACGAGCUGGUCUCGCAGCACUUGAUCACCUUCAAGUAUACGGCCUUGUGAAACUUCAGCAUAGAAUCUUUGACUUCAACUACAAUAUUCAUUGGAAAAUCAUUGCGUUACUGUCGGCUUCACUUGCUCCGUGCGACCUCCUCGGGGGCCGCGAGCAUUUCCCAUCGUGGGAGACCAGUCUGAGAUUUACCCAGAUCCGCUUGGAAACUACCCUCUUUACGCGCCAUGGCCCUGUCACCAAAACCACCAACAUAGGGGUGACCAUCUACAUCACCAACGAUGCUGAGAUCUCCCGCUACGUACUGGGAGAGGGAGAAUCGUUCACCAGGGGUCCAGGACCACCUCGGAUCCUUCUCACCCACUAUACUACAGGAAUGAGCAGACGGCACUAUUUACAUGCGACAGCGCCACGCGGGCAUUUCCCCCAGCUCACAAUGUCCCCGAGGGCAGUCACACACUACGCGCCUCUGGUACAAGAUGCGACCCGUCCAGUAUUCAAGGUUCUCGACCAACUAUCGGAUCAAAAGCUCGAAGCACUUUACCUCGCUAUCGACACCACCGGGAGUCGCAAUCCGUCUUUUACCUCGGCUCAUGAAGAAGACUUCGCUGCGUCCGAGAUGACGAUCGCCGACGAGAUGGACGUGUUCAUGCCAGGGACUGGCCUCCUGUCUCUAGAGGAUCCCACGACACCAAUACAAGCUGCCUGUGUCGAGGACUUCUUGUCUUGGGCCCGCGGUCAAAAGGUGAAGUUGCCGGAAGAUAUUCUGCUCGGCAAUGUGGUCGUCCUUGUCGCUGCCGGCUUCACGACUACGUCGUCUCUCCUUUAA